Molecule: messenger RNA, 3633 nt
Organism: Pipistrellus nathusii (Nathusius's pipistrelle)
Lineage: Eukaryota; Metazoa; Chordata; Mammalia; Chiroptera; Vespertilionidae
Source: the annotation of a GenBank genome assembly
AUGGCCCUCAAGAUGGUCAAGGGCAGCAUCGACCGCAUGUUCGACAAGAACUUGCAGGACCUGGUGCGCGGCAUCCGCAACCACAAGGAGGAGGAGGCAAAGUAUAUCUCUCAGUGUAUUGAUGAAAUCAAGCAAGAGCUGAAGCAGGACAAUAUCGCAGUCAAAGCAAACGCCGUCUGCAAGCUGACGUAUUUGCAAAUGUUGGGAUACGACAUAAGCUGGGCUGCCUUCAACAUCAUAGAAGUGAUGAGUGCCUCCAAGUUCACGUUCAAGCGCAUUGGCUACCUUGCUGCUUCCCAGUGCUUUCACGAAGGGACCGAUGUCAUCAUGCUGACUACAAACCAGAUUCGCAAGGACCUGAGCAGCCCGAGCCAGUACGACACUGGAGUUGCACUGACUGGACUGUCCUGUUUUGUUACCCCAGAUCUUGCCAGAGACUUGGCCAAUGACAUCAUGACAUUGAUGUCACACACCAAACCGUAUAUCCGGAAGAAGGCUGUGCUGAUCAUGUACAAGGUGUUCCUGAAGUAUCCCGAGUCUCUGCGCCCUGCCUUCCCCCGCCUGAAAGAGAAGCUGGAAGACCCUGACCCUGGGGUCCAAUCGGCGGCAGUCAAUGUCAUCUGUGAGCUGGCCAGACGCAACCCCAAAAACUACCUUUCCCUGGCCCCACUAUUCUUCAAGCUGAUGACCUCCUCGACAAACAAUUGGGUCCUCAUUAAAAUCAUCAAACUCUUUGGUGCUCUGACCCCCUUGGAGCCAAGGUUGGGCAAGAAGCUGAUCGAGCCUCUCACCAACCUGAUCCACAGCACUUCUGCCAUGUCCCUUCUCUACGAAUGUGUGAACACUGUCAUCGCAGUUCUCAUCUCCCUGUCCUCCGGCAUGCCUAAUCACAGUGCCAGCAUCCAGCUCUGUGUUCAGAAGUUAAGGAUAUUAAUAGAAGACUCGGACCAAAACUUGAAAUACCUGGGGCUGUUGGCCAUGUCCAAGAUCCUGAGAACGCACCCCAAGUCUGUGCAGGCCCACAAAGACCUCGUUUUGCAGUGUCUGGAUGACAAGGACGAGUCCAUCCGGCUGCGGGCCCUCGACCUCCUGUAUGGAAUGGUGUCUAAGAAGAACCUGAUGGAGAUUGUCAAGAAGCUGAUGACCCACGUGGACAAGGCGGAGGGCACAACCUACCGGGAUGAGCUGCUUACGAAGAUCAUUGACAUCUGUAGCCAGUCCAACUACCAACACAUCACAAACUUUGAAUGGUACAUCAGCAUCCUGGUGGAGCUGACCCGGCUGGAAGGCACUCGCCAUGGCCACCUCAUCGCUGCACAGAUGCUAGACGUGGCCAUCCGAGUGAAGGCCAUCCGGAAGUUCGCCGUGUCACAAAUGUCUGUGCUGCUCGACAGCACUCACCUGGUGGCCAGUAGCACCCAGCGCAAUGGGAUCUGUGAGGUGCUCUACGCCGCUGCCUGGAUCUGUGGGGAGUUCUCAGAGCACCUGCAGGAGCCCCACCAGACCCUGGAGGCCAUGCUGCAGCCCAAGGUCACCACUUUGCCAGGCCACAUCCAGGCUGUGUACGUGCAGAAUGUGGUGAAGCUGUACGCGUCCAUCCUGCAGCAGAAGGAACAGGACUCAGAUGCUGAGGCGGCCCAGGAGCUCACACAGCUCAUGGUGGAGCGGCUACCCCAGUUUGUGCAGAGUGCAGACCUGGAGGUCCAAGAGCGGGCAUCCUGCAUCUUGCAGCUGGUCAAGCACAUCCAGAAGCUUCAGGCCAAGGAUGUGCCAGUGGCAGAAGAAGUGAGCGCCCUCUUUGCCGGGGAGCUGAACCCAGUGGCUCCCAAGGCCCAGAAGAAGGUUCCGGUCCCCGAAGGCCUGGACCUGGAUGCCUGGAUCAACGAGCCGCUCUCAGAUAGUGAGUCUGAGGAUGAGAUGCCCAAGGCUAUCUUCCAUGAUGAGGAGCAACGGCAUGCCAAGCAGCAGCCACCCAAGGCCGAUGAGGAGGAGCUGGCCCGGCGUCGAGAAGCCCGGAAACAGGAGCAGGCCAACAACCCCUUCUAUAUCAAAAGUUCCCCGUCCCCCCAAAAGCGUUACCAGGAUGCACCGGGCGUGGAGCACAUACCUGUAGUGCAGAUCGACCUCUCAGUGCCCCUGAAGGUGCCAGGGCUGCCCACAUCGGAGCAGUACGUGAAGCUGGAGGAGGAGAGGCGGCACCGGCAGCGGCUUGAGAAGGACAGGCGGAAGAAAAAGAGGAAGGAGAAGAAGGGCAAGACGCGACGCCAUAGCUCGCUGCACACAGAGAGUGAUGAGGACAUUGCCCCAGCUCAGCAGGUGGACAUCGUCACUGAGGAGAUGCCCGAGAAUGCUCUGCCCAGUGACGAAGACGACAAAGAUCCCAAUGAUCCCUACAGAGCCCUGGACAUUGACUUGGAUAAGCCCUUAGCUGACAGCGAGAAACUGCCCGUCCAGAAACACAGAAAUGCCGAGACCUCCAAGUCCCCUGAGAAAGAGGAUAUACCUGUCAUAGAAAAGAAAAGCAAGAAACCCAAGAAGAAAGAGAAGAAGCACAAAGAGAAAGACCGGGAAAGAAGGAAAGAGAAGGAGCGGAAGGGCGAGGACUUGGAUUUCUGGCUGUCCACCACACCACCACCACCUGCCGCUGCCCCAGCCGCAUCCAUGGAAGGGCCAACAGUGAGCACAGUUGUCACUGCUCCUGAGGAAGAGCGUGAGGGACCCAAGAGACAGGAGCAAGAUGAGGAAGAGGAGGAGGAGGAAGAGCGAGACUCUGAGAAGAAACCAUCCAAGCAUAAGAAGAAGAAGCAUAAGAAGGAAAAGGAGGAGAGACCCAAAGACAAGAAGAAGUCCAAGAAGAAGCCUCCUGCAGAUGAUGAGGUGGCAGAGCCCCUGGAGAACGGCGCACUCCAUGAGCCUCUUCCGCCCAUGUCCAGCUACUCUCUCCUGGCUGAGAAUUCCUAUGUUAAAAUGACAUACGACAUUCAGGGCAGCCUCCAGAAGGACAGCCAGGUCACCGUGUUCAUUGUACUGGAAAACCUGAGCAGCAGCUUCCUGAAGAGCAUGGAGCUCAACGUGCUGGACUCACUCAACACCAAACUGGCCCGGCCAGAGGGCUCCUCUGUCCAUGAUGGCGUCCCCGUGCCUUUCCAGCUGCCUCCAGGCAUCUCCAACGAAGCUCAGUUUGUGUUCACCAUUCAGAGUAUCAUCAUGGCCCAGAAACUCAAGGGAACCCUGUCAUUUAUUGCUAAGAACGACGAGGGCUCUACCCACGAGAAGCUGGACUUCAAGUUGCACUUCAGCUGCACUUCAUACUUGAUCACGACUCCGUGCUACAGCGACGCCUUUGCCAAGUUGCUGGAGUCUGGGGACCUGAGCAUGAGCUCAAUCAAGGUUGAUGGCAUUAAUAUGUCCUUCCAGAACCUUUUGACAAAGAUCUGCUUUCAUCACCAUUUUUCUGUUGUGGAGCGAGUGGACUCCUGCGCCUCCCUGUACAGCCGAUCCAUCCAGGGUCACCACGUCUGCCUCCUCGUGAAAAAGGGUGAGAAGUCCGUAUCGGUGGAUGGGAAGUGCAGCGAUGCCACACUGCUCAGCAACCUGCUGGAGGAGAUGAAGGCUACAUUGGCCACGUGCUGA